AAGGAGAUUUGUGGUGCAAGAAUGCGAGGAGCAAGAAGAUAAUUUUCAAAGAAUGAGCCGUCGGAAUGUGCGUGAUGCCACAAAUCCCUUGGAGCUGCCUCAAACAUUGUAAGCUUAUAGCUCAAUGUAUACAUUUCCGACGGGAAAAUUAAAAACAUAAUAACAUAAUAAUAGAAGUUUACGAAAUACUUUCGGGUGAGUAAACCUGCAUUUAAAUACCUGCUGGAAACGUGUGGAUCCUCUAUUCAGCCUGACAAAAAGCAGUGCGCUGUACCAAUAAUAAUUAAACUUAGCGCUUGUUUGCGUUUGUUUGCCGAAGGUGGACACCAGACUGGAAUUGGCAUGGAUUAUGAUGUCGGUCUGGCCCAAUCAACUUUGAGCAAAAUACUAGUCGAAAUAUUAGACGUUUUCGAAAAAGCAAUUUGCCCGAAUUGGAUAAAGGUUCCAAAAUCGGAGGAAGCAAAGGGGAAGACUGCACAAAUUUUCUAUCUGAAACACAAAAUUCCUGGAGUAACAGGAUGCCUUGACGGAACUCAUGUUCGCAUUAUUGUGCCAACCGAAAAUAAACAUUUGUACUACAAUAGAAAAGGAAACUUUAGUUUAAAUGUUAUGCUGCUUUGUGACAAUUACUUAAAUAUUCGCUACGUUGAUGCAUCACAUCCCGGUGCCUGUCACGAUUCCUUCAUUUGGGAUUCCAGUGGUCUACGCGCUUACUGUGAACAGCAAUAUUUGCAAGGUGUUACUAACUUUUGGUUCUUAGGUGAUGCCGGCUAUCCGUUAGAGCCAUGGUUAUUAACUCCACACCGAAAUCCGCACGAAGGUUCAGCGGAAAUGAAAUUUAAUGAGGUCCACUCAAAAUGCAGAAACAUUAUUGAAAUAACCAAUGGAGUUUUGAAAAAUCGGUGGAGAUGUCUACUUGGCGUACGGGAGCUUCAUUAUACUCCAAAGAAGGCAGCGAAAAUCAUAAAUGCUUGCUGUUGUUUGCAUAACAUUUGCAUAUUUUUCAAAACAGAUGAAGUUCCACAUAAUGAUACUGGUGUUUAUAUUCCGGGAAGUGAAGUGUUCUCUAUAACUUCCUUUCAAAAUUUAAAUGCAGCUCAAAUGAUAAGAACCAAUAUUGGUAACUCACUCACCUAAAAUUUAUUAAUAUUUCUGUUUUCAUUCAUUUUUACGAAGGCUUAGUUCCUUUCUCCUAUAACUAACAUAAUGGA
This is a messenger RNA of Rhagoletis pomonella (apple maggot), 1211 nucleotides long. Its product is annotated as putative nuclease HARBI1. Lineage: Eukaryota; Metazoa; Arthropoda; Insecta; Diptera; Tephritidae. The record is from RefSeq and is a predicted model, not a curated record. Bases 343 to 1137 code for a protein of 264 amino acids. The transcript has 3 exons.